Venturia canescens is the source of this 4742-nucleotide messenger RNA. RefSeq names its product splicing factor 3b subunit 3 (gene Sf3b3). The coding region runs from base 232 to 3885 and encodes 1217 amino acids. NCBI's taxonomy places the organism in Eukaryota, Metazoa, Arthropoda, Insecta, Hymenoptera, Ichneumonidae. Gene Ontology annotation, cellular component: U2 snRNP; nucleus. The transcript is spliced from 13 exons. Gene Ontology annotation, biological process: mRNA splicing, via spliceosome. Gene Ontology annotation, molecular function: U2 snRNA binding; protein binding. The record is from RefSeq and is a predicted model, not a curated record.
CAUAGCUUUUUAUUCACGAGUACGUUUCCAUAAAAAGUUCGUACGGCUUCGUUCAUUUCCUGGCCGACCGUCGUUCGUGUUGCGGCGCCAUCAUUUUCAUAAUAAAAAGCAUUCCGAUUCGAUCGAUCAUUAUUCAUGGGCUACGCCAUCAAUCCAGAGAAUAUGGCGAUUUAAUUGAUUCGUGGGACAAGGGUUUCUUGGUUUAACAUCGAAUGAAGGCAAUUCGGCAUCAUGUAUCUCUACAAUUUGACUUUGCAACGUGCUACCGGCAUAACUCAUGCUGUCCAUGGGAAUUUCUCGGGCAGCAAGAUGCAAGAAAUUCUUGUAUCGAGGGGCAAGUCCUUGGAGCUUUUGAGGCCUGAUCCCAAUACCGGCAAAGUUCACACGCUUCUCACAGUUGAAACAUUUGGGAUAAUACGAUCGUUGAUGGCAUUCAGGCUUACCGGUGGUACUAAAGAUUAUAUCGUCGUCGGUUCAGACUCCGGGCGCAUUGUUAUUCUCGAGUACAUUCCUGCUAAAAAUGUAUUUGAGAAAGUCCAUCAGGAAACCUUUGGCAAAAGUGGAUGCAGGCGCAUCGUACCUGGACAAUAUCUGGCUAUCGAUCCCAAAGGACGAGCGGUUAUGAUAGGUGCAAUAGAAAAGCAGAAAUUAGUGUACAUCCUGAACAGGGAUCCUGAAGCAAGAUUGACCAUUUCGUCGCCUCUCGAAGCCCACAAAAGCAAUACUCUUGUCUACCACACGGUCGGUGUGGAUGUUGGUUUUGAAAAUCCAAUGUUCGCUUGUCUCGAAAUUGACUACGAGGAAGCCGAUGGUGAUCCUUCUGGCGACGCGGCAGUAAAAACUCAGCAAACUUUGACGCUUUACGAAUUGGAUCUUGGUCUGAAUCACGUUGUUAGAAAAUACAGCGAACCGCUCGAAGAACAUGCGAAUUUUCUCGUGUCCGUCCCAGGCGGAAACGACGGCCCCAGCGGCGUUCUUAUCUGCUCCGAGAAUUAUCUCACUUACAAGAAUCUUGGUGAUCAACACGACAUCCGUUGUCCAAUACCAAGAAGACGUAACGAUCUUGACGAUCCCGAGCGCGGAAUGAUUUUCGUUUGCUCUGCGACCCACAAAACCAAGAGCAUGUUUUUCUUCCUAGCUCAAACCGAGCAAGGUGACAUUUUCAAAAUAACCCUUGAGACCGACGAAGACAUGGUUACGGAAAUUAAAUUGAAGUACUUUGAUACUGUGCCUGUUGCAACGAGCAUGUGUGUACUGAAGACCGGAUUUCUCUUCGUCGCAUCCGAAUUCGGAAACCACUAUUUGUAUCAAAUAGCGCAUCUCGGAGAUGAUGACGAUGAGCCAGAAUUCAGUUCGGCAAUGCCCUUGGAGGAAGGAGACACUUUUUUCUUUGCACCUAGACCACUUAGAAAUCUAGUUCUCGUCGAUGAAAUGGACAGUUUAUCGCCAAUUCUUGCGUGUCAGGUUGCUGAUCUCGCAAACGAGGAUACUCCCCAAUUGUACAUCGCAUGUGGUCGUGGACCGAGAUCGACGUUGAGAGUAUUGCGUCACGGUUUAGAAGUGUCCGAAAUGGCGGUGAGCGAGCUCCCGGGUAAUCCGAACGCCGUUUGGACCGUCAAACGAAGAAUCGACGAGGAAUAUGACGCGUACAUCAUUGUGUCCUUCGUCAAUGCAACUCUUGUGCUUAGCAUUGGAGAGACCGUCGAGGAAGUAACGGACUCUGGUUUUCUCGGUACUACACCGACCCUCAGCUGUUCUGCUCUCGGUGAAGAUGCUCUUGUUCAGGUGUAUCCGGAUGGAAUUCGUCACAUACGCGCUGAUAAACGUGUCAACGAAUGGAAAGCACCUGGAAAGAAGACGAUCGUCAAGUGUGCGGUUAACCAACGGCAAGUUGUCAUUGCGCUCACCGGUGGUGAGCUCGUUUACUUCGAAAUGGAUCCUACUGGUCAACUGAACGAAUAUACGGAACGUAAAAAGAUGCCUUCCGAGGUGAUGUGCAUGGCUCUAGGAAACGUGGCUGUUGGAGAGCAGCGUUCGUGGUUCUUGGCGGUUGGUCUCCAGGAUAAUACCGUGAGGAUAAUUUCCCUCGAUCCAUCCGAUUGUCUCGCACCGAGAAGUAUGCAAGCUUUGCCAGCCGCAGCGGAAAGUCUCUGUAUAGUUGAAAUGGGAGCUAAAGAUGUCGAUUCUUCGGACGAUAUGGCGCCACAACAAUCAAGCCUUUAUCUUAACAUAGGUCUUCAAAACGGCGUCCUGCUACGAACCGUGCUCGACCCGAUAUCGGGUGAUCUCGCUGACACGAGGACACGUUAUCUCGGCUCCAGGCCUGUGAAACUCUUCAGAAUAAUGAUGCAGGGGAAUCAGGCAGUAUUGGCAAUGUCAAGUCGAUCUUGGCUCAGUUACUACUACCAAAAUCGUUUUCAUCUAACUCCACUCUCCUACGAGAGUCUCGAAUUCGCCUCGGGCUUCAGUUCGGAACAAUGUCCCGAGGGCAUCGUUGCCAUAUCAACGAAUACCUUGAGGAUUUUGGCGCUUGAAAAAUUAGGCGCUGUUUUCAAUCAAGUGAGCUUCCCGCUCGAAUAUACACCAAGGAAAUUCGCGAUACACGCGGAUUCAGCUCAUUUGUUGCUCAUCGAGACCGAACAUAAUGCUUAUACGGAAGAAACGAAACAGCAAAGACGUCUCCAAAUGGCUGAGGAAAUGCAAGAGGCUGCGGGCACCGAGGAAGCCGCUGUUGCCAGAGAAUUGGCCGAAGCUUUCUUGUCCGAAGAACCCAACGAAGCAGUUUUCGGUGCACCCAGGGCUGGGCCUGGCCUUUGGGCAUCGCUUAUACGUAUCAUAGCGCCUACCACCGGUCAAACCUUCGAGGUCCAUCGCCUCGAGCAAAACUAUGCUGCGUUGUGCCUGGCUUUGGUGAGAUUUGCAAAUCAAGGAGAUCAGCAGUUUCUGAUUGUCGGCGUUGCCAAAGACUAUCAAUUAAACCCAAGAGUCAGUAACGGCGGUUUUCUAUAUACGUAUAAAGUAAACGGUGACUGCACGAGUAUGGAGUUGUUGCACAAAACUGUGCUAGACGAGGUGCCUCUGGCCAUUUGUUCGUAUCAAGGUCGUGUACUCGUUGGUGUCGGAAGGAUGCUCAGACUCUACGAUAUGGGUAAAAAGAAACUUUUGCGGAAGUGCGAGAACAAACACAUACCCAACGCCGUUGUCGCAAUAAACGCGGUCGGUCAACGUAUAUACGUUAGCGAUGUACAAGAAUCCGUCUACGCUGUCAGAUAUAAACGUCAGGAGAAUCAAUUGAUUGUUUUCGCUGAUGAUACGCAUCCGCGAUGGAUCACAACUACUUGCGUAUUGGAUUAUGAUACCGUAGCCACGGCUGAUAAAUUUGGCAAUAUUGCAGUGGUACGCCUUGCGAGUGGUAUCAACGAUGACGUUGAUGAAGAUCCAACGGGAAACAAAGCGCUAUGGGAUCGUGGUUUGUUGAAUGGUGCCAGCCAGAAGGCCGAUACUGUCGCGUGUUUCCACAUCGGUGAGACCGUCAUGUCACUACAAAAAGCAACUCUGAUCCCCGGGGGCUCCGAGUCCCUCGUUUACACAACUAUAAGUGGCACCGUCGGCGUUCUCGUGCCAUUCACCAGUCACGAAGAUCAUGAUUUCUUUCAACAUCUUGAGAUGCACAUGCGUUCCGAGCAUCCACCACUUUGUGGUCGUGAUCAUCUGUCAUUCAGAUCUUACUAUUACCCGGUGAAGAAUGUGAUUGAUGGUGAUUUGUGCGAACAAUUUAAUUCCAUUGAACCCGCUAAACAGAAAAGCAUUUCUGGCGAUUUAGAAAGAACGCCAUCCGAAGUUUCGAAGAAACUUGAAGACGUGAGAACACGCUACGCGUUCUAAAUAUUGUCAUUCAAUUUUUCAAAAGUUUAUAAUUCCCGUCAAUUCGAACUAUUCUGCUUUCACUCGAAGUUAAUAGUGAAAAGAAUUAACGUUGAGCCUUUCGGGCGAUUGAAAUUUCUUUUAUUCGAUCAAUCAACGUACGCAGAACUAGAAUGUGGCAGAAAUUGGCAUCGUUCAAGUAUUAAAAUCUAAGAUUGUUUCUUUUAACAUCGGCAGGUGUUCGCUCUAAAAAAAAGUACAUUUCUUUCGUUUCUCAAUAGAAUCGUCUCAAAAUACCUUUACUUUGCAAAAACUAGAACGAAUUCAAAUGCUAAUCCAAAGAAAUCAAAUUGUUAGCAGUAUCAAUUCGAUGUACCAAUUUCUGCUGGAAAUUCGCAAACAAAACGAAAAUUGCUGUAGUAUAGAAUUCUAAAGAUUUCGAAACACUCCUGUAACUUGUGAUAAGAGUAAAAUCGUUCGAACUUCGGAAGGCUUCAAAAUGUGACAUGUUCAAGUUGUGCUGGAAUAUUAAAUCUCGGGUAAUACAGCCCAAUUCCUCCAUCCUGAACGGAAAAAGUUUGCACAAUGAGCGUCAAAACAUUUUAAAAGACUGACCAGCGACGAAGUACCGUUAGAUGGAACAAAAAAACUACGAAACGUCUUGCGAAGAGUACAUGUUGCGUAUGCCGUGUAAUAAUGUUUUGUUUUUACCUCGCAUUGUACAUAAAAAACGAAAUUAGCGUGUAUGCUUUGAGGUAGUUACCGCAUUCUCGGUAUUAUUUAACAAUUAAGUCUCGUAUAUGACCGUAGUUUCUACGAUAUUUAUUGUCGGCGUUUAGGAAGAGGUUGAAAAAUAAAAAAAUGAGAAAAAAAAGUAA